Culicoides brevitarsis is the source of this 1581-nucleotide messenger RNA. Its product is annotated as cytochrome P450 4d1-like. The coding region runs from base 1 to 1482 and encodes 493 amino acids. Lineage: Eukaryota; Metazoa; Arthropoda; Insecta; Diptera; Ceratopogonidae. The transcript is spliced from 4 exons. Gene Ontology annotation, molecular function: heme binding; iron ion binding; oxidoreductase activity, acting on paired donors, with incorporation or reduction of molecular oxygen. The record is from RefSeq and is a predicted model, not a curated record.
AUGUUGGGUCUAUUUCUAGCUAUUCUGACUUUUAUUCCCAUUCUUUUGUACUUUGUCAAUGCAAGAUGGGAAGCAAAGCGCAACAAAACUAACAUUCCCGGUCCAGAGAGCCUGCCAAUUCUGGGUCAUCUCCAUUUAUUUUGGAAACCAGGCAAAGAAAGAAAGUCAUGGAAAUUGAUAAUGCAAUUUCUUGAAAAAUAUGGAGACACCAUCAGCUUUAGAAUAUUUGGACGCCUCACUAUUUGCACAAAAGACGUAAAACUCAUGGAAAUCAUCGCAAAUAGUCCAAAGUUCAUAAAAUCUGACGAAUAUGAGUUCUUCAGAGUGUGGCUCGGUAACAGCUUGGUGAUCACUCAUGGCGAACGUUGGCAGAAAUUAAGAAAAUUACUUACACCAGCAUUUCAUUUUCAAAUUCUCGAGAGAUUUGUGCAAAUUUUCGACGAGCAAAGUGAGGUUUUGAUCAAGAAAAUUGACAAAAUUGGCGAAACUGAGGACGCUUUCGAACUUUUUCAUGCCUUUGCUUUGGACGUAAUUUCCGAGAGUGCAAUGGGCAUCAAGAUAAACGCACAAAAUGAUCCAAAGUCGAAAUUUGUUGAAGCAAACACCAAUAUGUUGUUAACGUCGUACAAACGUAUGAUUAAUCCGUUAUGGCGUAACGAAUGGCUGUGGAAGCUAUCGUCCGUAUAUACAAGUCAAAUGGAAACAAUUUCGUACAUUGAUAAAUUCGUGAAUGAUUUGAUUGAGAAACGACGAAGUGAGAUUUUAGCUAAAAAAGUUGAGGACGGAACGGAGAACAAAAAAGAGAAACCAGCGUUAUUGGAUAUUCUCUUGCAAUCCGAGAUGGAUGGUAAGCCACUCACAAAUGAAGAUAUCCGUGGAGAGGUCAAUACGUUCAUGUUCGCUGGACACGAAACCACUGGCAGUACCUUAGCUUUCACUUUCUUCUUGCUUGCUAAACAUCCCGAAAUACAGCAAGAAUUGUAUGAAGAGAUCAAAAAUAAUUUUAAUCAAAAUGAACCAUUGACGAUGCGUGCUUUGAACAGUCUUCCCUUGCUCGAUGGUGUCAUAAAAGAGGCACUUCGCAUUCAUCCAAUUUUCCCGGCUAUACCAAAGAAGUGCGUUGAAGAUGUUCAUUACAAUGGAAUGACUAUCCCCAAACAAACGAUGAUUCUUACGUUCUUCCUGCCCAAUCACAUGGACGAAAAAUAUUUCCCGGACCCAAAGAAAUUCAUGCCAUCGCGAUGGUUAGACGAAGUCACUGCCAAAGAACGAAAUCCAUACGCCUACCAACCGUUUUCGUCUGGCUUGCGUAACUGUAUCGGGCAAAAGUUUGCAAUGCUGGAGGCCAAAACUGCCAUUAUUAAAAUUCUGACGAAAUAUAAAGUUGAGUUGGGCGUCGAGGGUUUCGAACCGGAUCUGGUGGUAGCAUUUUCCGUCAAAACAACCAAUGGCAUGCCGUUGAAAUUCGUACGGCGAACGUGAUGAGUGAAUAAAACAAACACCAUUUCCAUCUUGUGAAACACAAUUUUGAACAUCUUCCCACUUGAUUCAUAUCUUCGGUUCAUACACCGAAAAGUAUAC